Messenger RNA from Serendipita indica DSM 11827, 1302 nucleotides. The record is from the annotation of a GenBank genome assembly. NCBI's taxonomy places the organism in Eukaryota, Fungi, Basidiomycota, Agaricomycetes, Sebacinales, Serendipitaceae.
AUGGCUUCGGUUCCAUACCGCGACUUUGCUUCUCAGGGUCGCAUGUUGGUCUCGGAUGGAGGUGCAUGGUCCGCUUGGGCAACCCAUUCGGACAUAACUUGUACCACGAUCGAAUGGGGGUGGUGUGGAAAAUGUAUCCAAUGUCGUCACCCCUGGUCAUCCAUCUACGAAUCGUGGUACAAAAUCGUGUUGUCUGCCAACGUCUCUGUGCCCAUCGACACCCAUAACCGACCCACAUCGCUCACAUACGGGUUCUCAUACACUCUCGCUUGGGCUGCCUCCGGGUCCUAUUACGGGAUGGAUUUAACCUCAAUAAUGCAUGUUGGCAACGAUUCUUACCUUCAGACUUUUCAACCCUACGCAUAUUCUUUUCUCACUAGCCAAAAUGAGACUGGCCAUACCAUUUCUCACUGGGGUACUAUUAACGUUGAGGAUAAUGAUUAUCCCUUUGCCUACGUUCCAAUGAGGAUCGAAAUAACGUUCCUUGGUGCCCCAUAUACGUAUUACUUUGUGAAGAAUCCCGGCUUCUUGAUCACGUCUCCCACCGGAUCCAAUGGCCUUUUCAUCGGAUCUCCACCUCCUGGCCUGAAUCCUGAGUCUGGGAAGACCCAGAAUCGGGUAGGAGUAAUUGUAGGGUCCAUUGUAGGCGCUACCGUGCUCGCACUCGUUGGAAUCUUUGUGUGGAUUCGUCUUCGAAGGCGUACUUCAAGAGAACAUGUUCAGCAACCCACAACGACACCUGGUGUUGAAGAUGCCAGGACAAUGGCCAACACAGCUACAGCUCCUGCGACGUCUUAUUACUAUGGUGCCGAUGAAUCACGAAUGUCUACCGUAUCGGCAUGGCCCAUCCCCUCUUCCCCGGGGCAAACAUACACAGAUAUACAAAUCCCCAAACCAGUCCCUGCAUUUUCGGGAGAGCAACAGCAACAGGAUCCACCUCGUGACAUGUCGGAUACAUCGUCCAUCAUAACAAGACCCCCUGCAUACGACCCAGCACACCCAGUACGAACGCGGGCUACUUCGCCACCAUCAUGGUCGCGCCAUGCUUCGACGAGUAGUGGAGCUCCUCUGCUACAUCGAACUUCAACGGUGCCAGAGGAGGUGGCUGAGGAGACGGGGUUGGCGCAAUGGGCGCGCAUACAUCGAACCCAAAUUCCAGCAAGGUUGGAAGCCAAACUUGCCUCUGCUGGGUAUGUUCCUACCGAUAAUCCAGACGGCAUCCCCGAGGAGGAGUGGCUACAGGAAUACGGAGUGACAAAGUUUGAGCUGGCAAGAGUUCGGGCAUUGUAUCAGAAGGUGUAA